CACUUUCCUUCCAAAUGUUACUUGAAUUUACUAGUCGUUGCUCAUGCGUUCGUCCGUCGGACUGGGGUUAUGGUUCUACGCUGAUUGACUUACUGGUCGGCUUCAAGCACAAGGGGAUCCGUGGACGUCUCCCUGGAAGAGCAAGAUCCACCUACCGUUCUGACCGAGCAUGACCAUGGGCGCUGCUAAGAGAUGCUCGGUUACAAUCAGCAGGCUCUACUCCGUAUAGUGGUUCGAUCCCUAGGGCAAAG
Molecule: messenger RNA, 251 nt
Organism: Aspergillus aculeatinus CBS 121060
Lineage: Eukaryota; Fungi; Ascomycota; Eurotiomycetes; Eurotiales; Aspergillaceae
Exons: 1
Coding region: 15-173 (52 amino acids)
Source: RefSeq, a predicted model, not a curated record